Molecule: messenger RNA, 1402 nt
Organism: Leptonychotes weddellii (Weddell seal)
Lineage: Eukaryota; Metazoa; Chordata; Mammalia; Carnivora; Phocidae
Source: RefSeq, a predicted model, not a curated record
CCCUGGUGCCGGCGGCUGCCGUUCGGUUUCCAGCCUCCAGAAGCCGCAGCCCCGGUGCCGCCUCCGCCCCGGGGCUCCGGCUUCCCGCCCGUCCCGCCCCGUUUGCGGGCCAUGGAGCUCCGAGUAGCGGAUCGAGAGCAGCCGGAGCGCCCCAGCCCGUCCGCCUGGUGCCUGGCCCCCAUCCCUUCCCAGAGCGAGCCCUGGAGACGGCAGCCAGGUGGCUGCUGAGCAGCGGCAGCAGCAUGAAGGCCCCGGGCCUUGCGCUUCUCCCCUGUGACAUGGAGAUAGAUAAUAGUACUAUCUCCUGCAAGCACCCGGAGGCCACCCAGGGCCGGCUCCUCCUCGUUAUCCUGUGCUCCUUGGGCUUCUCUGCCGCCUACAUCCUGCUGUGCCUCUGGGCCGGCGUGCCCUUCUGCCUGGCCUCCUGCCUGGACCCCCAGCCCUCCAUCAACUCCAGGCCCACUGUGCCGGGGCCCCUGCGCUUCAGCGGAUACAGCAGCGUGCCAGAUGGGAAGCCGCUGGUCCGAGAUCCGUGCCGCAGCUGCGCCGUGGUGUCCAGCUCCGGCCAGAUGCUGGGCUCGGGCCUGGGCGCCGAGAUCGACAGCGCCGAGUGCGUACUGCGCAUGAACCAGGCGCCCACCGUGGGCUUUGAGGCGGACGUGGGCGGGCGCAGCACGCUGCGCGUGGUCUCGCACACGAGCGUGCCCCUGCUGCUGCGCAACUAUUCGCACUACUUCCAGCACGCUCGAGACACGCUCUACGUGGUGUGGGGCCCGGGCAGGCACAUGGACCGGGCGCUGGGAGGCCGCACGUACCGCACGCUGCUGCAGCUCACCAGGAUGUACCCAGGCCUGCAGGUGUAUACCUUCACCGAGCGCAUGAUGGCCUACUGCGACCAGGUCUUCCAGGACGAGACGGGCAAGAACCGGUGAGCCUGGAGCCGGCCUGCGGGCGGGGGGCUCCCUGCCGGCGGGGGGCAUGCCUUCUCCGGCGGCUUCUUGUGCGUCAAGGGUCUGCUCCGUCAGGCGCUGGGGGGCCAGCAGCGAUGGAGGCAGAUGGGGGUGCUCCUGCCUCUGAUGGGGGACAGAAGCAGAAAGACUGUCAUUCGCUGAAUUAGCACAAAGAUGAAAAAUCCCCAGCGGCGGUGAGGGGUGUUUGGCUUUGCAAGCACAAGAUAGGGGAGCACUGCCGGGGGGGGGGGCAGCGGCCGGGAGCUCCUCCCUCUGGAGGGGAUACUCCCUGAGAUCGGAAUUGGUCUCUGAAGUCCCUGCCAGAUAACGAAAGUGACAGUUCACAGUAGUAACAGCCCUCUGCGUGCACCAGGCACUGACUUAAGCACUCUGCGUGGAAGAUCUCAUUUUAUCACACGCUCGCUGACUCCCGCCUACCUCCUCCGCACACU